Messenger RNA from Gigantopelta aegis, 2779 nucleotides. RefSeq lists its product as uncharacterized. The record is from RefSeq and is a predicted model, not a curated record. Bases 631 to 2364 code for a protein of 577 amino acids. The transcript is spliced from 4 exons. NCBI's taxonomy places the organism in Eukaryota, Metazoa, Mollusca, Gastropoda, Neomphalida, Peltospiridae.
AAAAGAACAUUGUCCAACGACUGGUUAUCUUAAAACACAGAGGAAUGGUUCAUCUGGUGAUCUAAAGGUGGUUUGUACAGAACUCAACAGAAGGUGUUUUGUUUCUGUAAACAGUCUUUGAUUUUGAACAUUACAUCAGCGAAACAUGUUCCAUCAUCUGGUGAUCUAAAGGUGGUUUGUACAGAACUCAACAGCAGGUGUUUUGUUUCUGUAAACAGGCUUUGAUUUUAAACAUUCCAUCAGUGAAACAUGUUCCAUCAUCUGGUGAUCUAAAGGUAAUUAAGAACAUUGCAUUUGUCAUCAUCCUUAGUAAAGAACAAAUUCGACGAAGGACGUUUUGUUACCGCAACUAACUUUUAUUUUAGACCAUCAAUUAUAGUAACAUUUUCCACCAUCGGGUGAUCAAAAGGUGGUUUAUAAGCAACUAGACAGAGGGCGCUUUGUUACAAAAACCGGACUUUCCAUCAGAGUAACAUUGUCCAUCACGCAGUGAUUUUAAGAGGCAAUUUGUAAGCAACUAGACAGAAGGCGUUUUAUUACGACCCCCCGGACUUUCCUCCAAAGGAAAAACUGUCCAUCACCUAGAUUUCUUAAGGGAUCUUUGCAAUAAACUGCCCCACUGCUGCCAUCAUGAAGACCUGUCUGAAGAAGGCGCUCACCGCUAUUGGAAUCAUCAAGGCCCUGGUUAGUAGGACGCUGUUUGCCGCGCACGGCUUCGUCUGCAUCUGGCGCGUCGUGGUUGUCAAGGACAACCCGCUCUUCUGGUGUCUGACGGCUUCUCUACCCUUGCUGGUGUUUGAGGCAAUCUUCACGGUGAAGAAGAAGAAAGGAGGAGAGUGGAAAUGGUAUCCUGGUGUUCACAGAAUGCGCUCGUUUCAAGUUAGGAUAGGUACGACUUUGAUGUUUAUUUAUAGGAUAUGUCCCAGUGUGUUUCUAUAUCUGGGAAUUACAGUACCAGCAAUAUGGUUUCUGGAGUUGGACCUGCUCGAAAAAAGACUACAUGGUCGCCAUAGCAACAACUUGGACACACGUAAGAAAGUUCACGGAACAGUCUUACCAGGACAGAUAGAGAUUCCGAUAUUCCUGAAGCCAGACGACUGGUGUAAGAUCCUCGAGCAGAUGCUGCUGCUCAUCCUCAUCAUCGGAAGAUGGCUCCUGCCCAAAGGGGAGAUAACUCGAGAGCAGCUGUCACAGUUGUUGCUCGUCUACAUAGGAAUGGCGGCCGAUAUCAUCGAACUAUUUGAAGCGUUCAAGGAGAAACAGGUUAGAAACAAUCGAAUUCUGACUCUCACCAUCAUGUCACUGUGGACAGCCAGUCUGCUACAAUUCACGUUCGUGCUGACCGCCACCAAGUCGAAAACGACCAGACCCGUCCUCACCCGUUCGAAAAGUUCCGCCUCCACUCGGUCGACCGCCGGCGGAAGACGAUGUUGUCCGACCGAAGCGAUCUCCAUCAUCGUCAGCGUUUUUCUGCAGGACGGUCCUUUUCUCGUUCUGCGCAUGAUGCUCAUCUUCCGGUUCCGGGUUCUUAGCUACACCAAUCUGUUCUUCACGCUGAAGAACAGCCUCGUUAUCACGCUGCAGUUUUAUCGUCUGCUUAUUCUGUUUUGUCAGAAGCAGGAUCGAGACCCGCUCGUCAUGGGAGAAGAUUUCGAUAAAAACGCAAGUCUCAUUUCUGAUGAGAAAAAUGGCGUACCAAAAUCAGCUUUUGAAAAUGGAAAAUCUAGAACAAUGAGUCUUAAUUACGCCAAAGGUGGGUCUUUUGGACGAAAGGACUCCGUGCUAAGACGCCAAUAUUCUGUCUGCUCCACCUCACAGCAGAGCCCGGAUGUAGAAUUUAAGCACUGCGGAAAGUCGUCCAAUGAAUCGAUUAAAAGUCUAGAACAAUCAGAUAUUGACGAGGAGAGCUACAUAAUUCAGAGAGCACUCGAUAACUGCCUUCUGAAGCUGAAAAACGCUAACCAGUCUAUCGGAACUGGCGCUCUAGUCGGAGGGAUUGAUGACGUCAGCAGAAAACAUGUCAGUUUUGAUGAUGGUAUGCCUGAGAGUUUUGGCUUAAUGGAUGUGGCUCAACAACCCAAGAUGGCUGCUCCAGAAAACAAAGAAAUGAAAUCUGGCAAAGAAGAACGCAUUGGAAAAGGAAAAGGGAAAUCCAAAGGUAAGAAAAAGAAGGUCAAAAGUCAUGAGGCCGAAGGACACUGGGAUGAGGUCAAGAAGCUCGCAUCCGCUAUUGCGUUUAUCAACGAGACAGAGAAAUACAGAUCGUUCCUUCUGCAUGAGCAGAAACAAAAUGGCGGCCCGUAUGCCUAUGACGACCAAAAGACUGGAUACAAAUCAGGAAAGCUAGAGGACAGUGGUGGCUAAAGAGAAUCAAUUCUUCGCUGAGCCUCGUGCUUGUCAUCAAUUUGGAACCCUUAAGAUGACACUCUUUAAUUGCCACCGCACCCAAACUGAGUUUGGUUUGCACGACUUUGAAAGUCAAGAUGGCCGCCGUAGCUACUUUUGGUCAAGAGAGGAGACAAUGGUUUACCAAUCCUGAAGCGAGAGUCGUUGGCGCCUCACGGGAGCCUAGAAAGACUCACUUUUAAAUUAUUUUCAUAGCUAUUAAAGUGACAGACCCUAGUUUUUAAACACUACGGCGUACUGUUCUCUAUUAGAGCCGAUUUUGGUAUUGGAAUCAGAUAUUACUUACAUUCCAUUGUUUGAAUUAUCCAUUUCAGUACAUCCUAAAUGUUUCUGGUCAUUCUGGUGUUUCUGAUAACAUGAAACACAUUAUAAA